Messenger RNA from Scleropages formosus (Asian bonytongue), 1941 nucleotides. RefSeq names its product ubiquitin carboxyl-terminal hydrolase 8-like. Gene Ontology annotation, cellular component: cytosol; nucleus. The transcript is spliced from 16 exons. The record is from RefSeq and is a predicted model, not a curated record. The coding region runs from base 88 to 1941 and encodes 617 amino acids. NCBI's taxonomy places the organism in Eukaryota, Metazoa, Chordata, Actinopteri, Osteoglossiformes, Osteoglossidae. Gene Ontology annotation, biological process: protein deubiquitination. Gene Ontology annotation, molecular function: cysteine-type deubiquitinase activity.
GUCAGAGUCUUCCAGCAGAAGGUCUACAGUUAGCAGGUCUGCAAGGUGAAGGUUUUCCACUUAGAGUGGUUGACAUAACUGGUAUAAAUGUUUCCUAGCGGCUCUAAGUGCAAGGUCGCCUUGACUGCUGUUUCUGCAGUUGCUGCCUGCAUUGUGAUUGGAUAUGUUCUCCUGAAAUAUAAAAGAAAGGGUGAAAAGCAAACACUAAAUGAAGAAAAGGAACCCAAAACAGAAUCUGAAGAAUCUGAAGAACCAAAGCCAGUGAAAAUAUGUCGCUCGUAUUUUGAUACAGAAUCUGAACAAAGUUUCGAGGUAGUUACUGGCUCACACACCCGUGUUACCACUUUGUCUCCAACACCGCAGAGACAAAUACAAAGUGCUAUGAGCAGUCCUGAAGGAGGAACUUCACCUGGUAUGGAUACUGCACUUUUAAAUGAGGUCCAAAGCCAGCAGCAAAUGGAUCUCAUGCAGACCUCAGAACCCCAAGCCCAGCCAACAGAUCCAUCAGAAGGUGAAAAACAAACUGUCAGUGAAGAAACGGAAACCAAAAGAGAAUCUGAAGAAUCAAAGCCAGCAAAAAUGUGUUGGCCAUGUUCUGAUACAGAGUCUGAAGAAAGUUUUGAGGACGUUGUUGGUUCACACACUUCGUCGUCAACAGCGCAGAGACAAACACAAAGUGCUAUGAGGAGUCUAGAAUAUGGAAAUUCACCUGGCAUGGAUUCACCACUUCUAAGUGGGGUCCAAAACCAUCAGCAGAUGGGUCUCACGGAGACCUCAGAACCCCAAGCCCAGCCAACAGAUCCAUCAGAAGCUUGUGCUGCUGCGUUUACUACUGUCUCCACCAAGAGGAGCAGCGUGGACUUGAAGCAGCUUUCUGGGAAUCAAAAAACACAAGAACCAGAACUAAAGAAACCAAAACACCAGAAAAAUUAUAAUGGCUUGUAUAAUAUGGGUGCAACCUGCUACCUGAAUGCGGUUUUACAGACACUUUUCAUGACUGAAGAAUUCAGAAACAGAUUGGAAAGCUUCGCAGCCACUGGUAUUUUGAAACAUUUAAAAACACUGUUUAGAAAUUUAAAGCAAGGAACAACACAUGUUGAAGAUGGACUUUUAAAAGAACUCGGGAUCACAGACAAAUUUCAGCAGCAAGAUGCAGCUGAGUACUUUCAGAAGAUUUUGAGCGCUGUGGGCCCCCAUGUUUCUACGAUCUUUCGAGGCCAAAUGAAAAAUUCUACCAAAUGUAAAAAGCAUGGAAAUGGAUCAGAAAAAAGUGAUGAAAAUGGAUCAGAGCACAGUUCAUUUGUGACUGUGCCCCUUGCUAUUGACGUUGAUUCGCACGAAACCUACAAAGUGGUUGAAGGCUGGAAUGCAUUCUUUGAGAAAUCAGUCUUAACUGGAGACAAUCAGAUGUACUGUGACAUCUGUGAUGAGAAAACGGACACAGAAGUAAGCUGUGAGAUGGAGGUGUGUCCCGAGAUCCUAACUCUGCACCUGAAGAGGUUUGAUUUUGACUAUAACUACAUGACGUACGUGAAGAACAACUGCUUGGUGGAGAUUCCUCUCAAGCUACAUGAUACAAAGAAACACACAUUUGAGCUGUAUGCAGCAAUCAACCAUAGAGGAAGUCUCGCAGGUGGACACUACAACGCCCUCAUCAAAUCCUUUGAGGAUGAGAACUGGUACUUGUUUGAUGAUGCCUAUGUAACACUGAUUGACAAUAAAGACAACUUCAAGUGUGAACAUGCCUAUUUACUCAUGUAUAGGAGACGAGGACCAGGAGACACAGACGGUUCUGAAGGAUGUGCCGAAAGACAUGCUGACGGUAGUAGUGGAAGAGAAGAACCAGAAACUGAAUGUGUAACUGGUUCCGGUGAUGAAAGAGCCGAUGAAAGCAGUGCUGCAGUGAGGAGUGUGGAACAGGGUCUGAGAAUUGAAGUCUAA